AAUUCAGAUGCAUAAGGUGUUUAGACUGUUUAGUAGUAUUAACUGUGUAAUCAAGAGGCAGUAUUGGCACUGGUAAUUAAAUUGAAUUGUUUUCACUGGCACUGCUUUUUAAACUAAAUAUUCUACAAAGCGUUGAUAAACAUAUUGAACAAAAUCUCAAAAUUCAAAAACACAUUAAACACGUUUAAUUCCGGCUAGGUUCACAAAAUGUCGAAUUCGCCGAGUGUUUUAAUUAUUGGGGCCGGUGUUGCGGGUAUUUCUGCAGCCUGUAAACUAUUGGAACAUGGUAUAACUAAUGUCACAAUAUUAGAAGCAAAAGAUCGUAUCGGAGGAAGAGUUCACUCUGUGGAAUUCGACGGUAGUUACGUAGAUCUUGGUGGUCAAUGGGUACACGGGGAAGACGGAAAUAUCGUCUAUGAUUUAGUCAAAGAUUUUGAUUUAUUAGGUACAUCUUUGAAUACGUACGAAGACAACACGUAUUAUUUAUCAGAUGGUUCUAUAGUUGACAAGAAUUUAAGUGAUAAAAUAUUCGAAAUUGGAUAUAAUGUUCUAUAUGAUGAAGAAGACGCUACUAAAUAUCCAGGACCAUAUGGAGAUUAUUUCAUAAAACGAUAUAAUGAAAAAAUACUUGAAGAAUUCAAAUCUGAUAAAGAAAUUUUGAAACUAGCGAAAUAUUUUGAACAUUGGUUUCAUAAAUUUUACACUUGCUUAGAUCCGGCUAAAACUUGGUUUGACAUAUCGACUCAUGGAGCGUUGUCUGUAUUUAAGCAGUGUGACGGAGAUCAACAGCUUAAUUGGAAAAAGAGAGGAUUCAAAACUAUUUUAGACGUUCUCAUGAAAAAGUUUCCAGAUGAAUCGAAAUGUCUUCCUGUGGAAGAAAAAAUCUUCCUAAAGAAAGAAGUAAAUAAAAUAAUUUGGGACGACACUACCGAAACAAGCCCAACUGUCCGUUGUUUUGAUGGUACUUCUUAUAAAGCUGAUCAUAUAUUAAUAACAACUUCGGUUGGAGUAUUGAAAAAACUCCAUAAAAGUUUAUUCGAACCUCGACUUCCAGCUUAUAAAGUCAACUCCAUAGAACAUAUUUCCUUGGGAGUAGUGAACAAAAUUUUAUUGAAAUUCCCAACUAAAUGGUGGCCUGAUGAUACUUUAGGGUUCAGUUUACUCUGGAAUGAAACAGACAGUUUAAAUUUAGUGAAUGAGGUACCUGCUUUCGGACCAAUUGAUGAAAAUAGAUGCUGGCUGGAAGAUGUCUUCGGAUUUUAUGUAAUUGACAGUCAUCCUAGAGUUCUAUUGGGAUGGGUCGUUGGCAAAAUGGCAUCAGAAGUUGAAUAUAUGAGCGAUGAGGAUAUCAUUGCUUCUUGUAUGUUCGUAUUAAGAAAGUUCCUAGGGAAAUUGUAUGACAUUCCAGACGCAGAUGGCGUUCUAAGAUCCAAAUGGGGUACCGAUCCACAUUUUUGUGGUUCAUACGUCUAUGUUAGUAUGGACCAAGAAAAGCAUAAUGCAUCUGCCAAGGAUUUAACUGAACCGUUAGUUUCAAAAAAAUGGAAUACCCCCGCAUUACUAUUUGCUGGAGAAGCCACCAGCGCUGAGCAUUAUUCAACAGUUAAUGGGGCUAUUGAAACAGGUUUCAGGGAAGCAGAAAGAAUUAUUAAUCUCUAUAAAAAUUAAAUAUAUGUUUAAAGUACCGAUUUAAUUAAUUUAAUGUGGAUUUGGGUCAAGAAGUGAACAAUUUUAUUAAGUUAAAAUGUUUUUUUUACAUUUGUAUUAUUAUUGAGUUUAAUAGAAAAAAAUAAAAAUACUA
This is a messenger RNA of Diorhabda sublineata, 1801 nucleotides long. Its product is annotated as spermine oxidase-like. NCBI's taxonomy places the organism in Eukaryota, Metazoa, Arthropoda, Insecta, Coleoptera, Chrysomelidae. The record is from RefSeq and is a predicted model, not a curated record. The coding region runs from base 208 to 1668 and encodes 486 amino acids. The transcript has 7 exons. Gene Ontology annotation, molecular function: polyamine oxidase activity.